Molecule: messenger RNA, 1210 nt
Organism: Triticum aestivum (bread wheat)
Lineage: Eukaryota; Viridiplantae; Streptophyta; Magnoliopsida; Poales; Poaceae
Product: peroxidase 2-like
Exons: 1
Coding region: 76-1053 (325 amino acids)
Biological process (GO): response to oxidative stress; hydrogen peroxide catabolic process
Molecular function (GO): peroxidase activity; heme binding
Source: RefSeq, a predicted model, not a curated record
UAGCCCACAUCAAAUCACACACUCUCUGGUACACAUCGGCUAAAUUCAUUAAGAGCUAGCUUGAGAAGAGAGACAAUGGCCGCAGCUUCCCUUAAGCUUUCUGUUGCGCUGGCAUGCGUACUGCUGCUGUCGUCGGCGGCGUGCCAUGGCCUGGAGGUGGGUUACUACAAGAAGACAUGCCCCCGCGUGGAGGCCAUCGUGAGGGACGAGGUGAAGAAGUUCGUCUACAAGAACGCCGGCAUGGGCGCCGGCCUCAUCCGCAUGUUCUUCCACGACUGCUUCGUCCAGGGAUGUGAUGGCUCCGUCCUCCUCGACCCGACGCCGACCAACCCGCAGCCAGAGAAGCUGAGCCCUCCCAACUUCCCCAGCCUGCGCGGCUUCGAGGUGAUCGACGCGGCCAAGGACGCCGUCGAGAAGGCGUGCCCUGGAGUGGUCUCGUGCGCCGACAUCGUCGCCUUCGCCGGCCGCGACGCAGCCUACUUCCUUAGCAAGAUGAAGGUCAAGAUCAACAUGCCGGCUGGCCGCCUCGACGGCCGCGUUUCCAAUUCCACGGAGGCCCUCGACAACCUGCCGCCACCAUUCUUCAACCUCGACCAGCUCGUCGCCAGCUUCGCCGCUAAGGGCCUCAGCGCCGAGGACAUGGUUGUGCUCUCCGGCGCCCACACCAUCGGGGUCUCCCACUGCUCGUCCUUCGUCUCCGACCGCAUCGCCGUCACCUCCGACAUCGACGGUGGCUUCGCCAACUUCCUGAGGAGGAGGUGCCCCGCCAACCCGAGCACGGCCAACGACCCCACGGUGAACCAAGACGUGGUGACCCCCAACGCUCUCGAUAACCAGUACUACAAGAACGUCCUCGCGCACAAGGUGCUGUUCACAUCGGACGCCGCCCUUCUUACGACGCCGGCGACGACGCAGAUGGUGCGCGACAGUGCCAACAUCCCCGGGCAGUGGGAGGCCAAGUUUAACAAGGCCAUGAUCAAGAUGGGAGCGAUCGAUGUGAAGACCGGCAAGCAAGGCGAAAUCAGGAGGAAGUGCAGGGUCGUCAACCACUGAUCGAUCCAUGAAUCAUCACGGUGUUGCGUUAUUUAAUUCGUUUGUGCGCUUUAGUUUUGCACAGCCUGAGGUCAUCUAUUUGUGAUUUUCGUUCGACUUUCAUGCAUGUACUGUAAUUGGUUGUUUUGACUGUUCAAAUUCUUUGGCUGCUUAUAUA